Messenger RNA from Owenia fusiformis, 2579 nucleotides. Lineage: Eukaryota; Metazoa; Annelida; Polychaeta; Sabellida; Oweniidae. The record is from the annotation of a GenBank genome assembly.
UUCUAAUUCACUGGCAUAUUAUAAGCUUUGUAAUAUGAGGUCUUUUUAACCGCCUAAAAUAGCAUCGAGUUAAUAUCGAGCAUUUACUGUUUUUCAGAUGGUGACUAUCAAAGUAUUUUUACCUGCCUGCUUUGUGGAGCCAUGUUCCAAUCUGCAAACAUCUUCACAGAACAUUGUAUGAGAGUACAUACUAGGGAGAGACUCCACACUGGAGAGAAAACACCAUCCACCGGAGAGGAAAAUGUUCAUCCUCACACAAGAGAAGAUUCUCACCAUAAGGAAAUCAGUUCAAAACCAUAUAAGUGUGGACUUUGUAAGGAAAGCUAUUGGUCUGAAAAAAGCAACCUCGAUCGUCAUAUGAGACUGACACAUGGGACACAACUUGCAAAGUACAUGUUGAGAUUAACUGACACUGGAUAUGUACAAAUGAAAACAAAGCUUAAGGAGAAAAAGCCUCGAGAGAAAAAAUUUGAAUGUGAAACAUGUCACAAAAUGUUUGAGUCGGAUUACCAUUUGAAGGGCCAUAUAAGAAAUCACACUGGCGAGAGACCUUUUAAGUGUGACAUUUGUGAAAAAACCUUCAUUCAAAAAUGUGCAAUGCGAGCACAUGCAAGAAAUGUACAUUUGAUAAAACAAUCUGAUUUUCGCCCUCACAAAUACAAUGGGAUUAGAGUGACCAGCAGACAGCCGAGGGUUGAAUGUCCGAAAUGUCAUGAAAUGUUUCAUGGGAAAAGGGAACUUUCAAAUCACUUGCCUGUCCACACUGGGGAAAGAGUCAAGUCUGAACAAAAACCAAACCAUCAAGAACAAACACACGAAGGACAGAUAAAUGAACAACAAGAUCAUGCUCUACAGGCUCAUAAAGAACAAAUAAGUGUACUACAAAUGAAUGAAGGACAAACUUGUAAAGAACAAAGAAAUAAACUACAAAUCCAUGAACAAAAUGUUUAUGAACAACAAAUGAAUGAACAAAAUAAAUCUAAGGAUCUAUUGAAGAGACCUAAGAAAAUCAAAGUGAAAAAUGUUGACUGUGAAAUAUGUGGUAAAAAGUUUCAUUCAAAAGCCAAUCUUAUAAUCCAUAUAAGGAUCCAUACUGGAGAAAAACCAUUCAAAUGCAGUGUUUGCGACAUGACUUUUGCACAGAAAAGUGCUGUAAGAGCACAUAUGAGAAGGAUCCAUAAAGUAAAACAACUUGAUUUUCGACCACGCAAAGCUUACAGACCGAUGACAAGAGCCCCCCGAAAAAGGAAAAAGGUGAAAAAUAUAUUCUGUGCAAUUUGCAGUAAAGGGUUUGAAUGUAAAUCUGUUCUUAUUAAACAUAUGGUCGUCCAUACUGGAGAGAGACCAUUCACAUGUGAUGUUUGUAGUUCAACUUUUACUCAAAAGAGUGGAAUGACAAAUCAUAAGCGGAAAUAUCAUUCAGAUCAAAAGAAAAUCGAAGACAAAGUGUCAACCUUAACAUUAUCACCCAAGUUGGAGACUGUUUCCAUUGAUCAAAAACUGUGACACAGUUACACGCAAAAAAAUUAAGAACAACGUUGUCAAAACAGAGAAAAAUGCAAAGCCUGAACAUUUCCUCAGAACAAUAACUCAAAUUGGGUCAUCUCUUACCAAAUUACAAUGUAACAUAAUGAUAACAAUGUUACAUUAUGAUAACAAUGUGACAUAAUGAUAAUAUGAUUUAACAUAAUGAUAACAAUGUUACAUUAUGAUAACAAUGUUACAUAAUAAACAUGAUGUUACAUAAGUAUAGAAACUUGUGUGCUAUUUUACAUUACAGUGAAACUUGUAUAUCUGAACACCUCAAAUAUGAACACCUCAAAUAUGAACAGAUGCUAAUGCAAACACUUUGGCAGGUAUCAGUGGUGUUUAGAUCAUACAGGUUCUACUUUAGUUUAUUACUUGUUCCAACUGAACUUCUGCCUAAGGCAAUUUGAUUUAUUUACCAUCAAAUAAUACGAUGUCUCGGUUUAUCUAUCAUUUUAAAGCUUUUAUGAAAUUAUAGAUACAAGAUACAGAAAAAUCGAACACAGUUAAAACGUGCCUUAUCUGAAUGUCUUGUGUUCAGAUUGGCAGAGGAUCAGCUAUCAAGGUUUUAUUAUAAACAUGUGCGAUAUAUUUUUGAUCGAGAAAAGUGUUCAAGUUGAGAGAUGUUUGCAUUAGAGAGGUGUUCAUAUAGUUUCUUUGUUCAGUUACAUUUUAAAGUUCUGUCAGCUACUGAAGAGUAAUUUUAUUUUCCUGGUAUAACAUACAGUAAAACACCUAGCAUUUAGUGAAAACCUAUGUAGCCACAAAAAGUGUUCAAUGUAAGGAGGUGUUCAUUAAAGAGAGUGGAUUUAUACAUGAGUCAAUGUAAAAUAUGUCUUGAAGUGGUGUUCACUGAACCCAGAUGUUCACUAGAGAGAGGUGUUCACUAAGACAGGUUUAAUUGUAUUUUGUUUUCUUACUUUAAAUUGGAUUCUUAAAUUGGAAUAAAAUGUGAAUUUCUUUUUGUCACCCUGUACUUUUUUAUGUAAUGUAUUGAAGUAAAUUGCAUGCAUGUCAGUUGUAUGUUUUGAAAUAAAUUCUGUUCUUGAUAA